AAUUACCCACAGGCCACAGAUUGAGAAAAUCUAACAUAAUCUCCCUGGCCCCUGCUCUUCGCCUCCGACCCCACCUGCUGCCGCCGGCUACCCUCUCCAUCUUCUUCUGCCUCACCUCCGUCGUUUUUCCUUUGACCUAGCUAGUGGGCUUUUCCGAUCACUGGGCUCGCCCGCUUACCGGCCGAUGCCGGCUGCAGCAGACUCCCAGACGCCUCUCUGUUUAAUGGAGACGGAAGAAUCCUGAAACUAGAGCUAUCCUAGGAGGCAUCAGAUGAAGUACAUGGAUCCUGCGAUAUUGGGUCGCUUCCUCAGGACAGUACAGAAUGGUAGUAGGUUGCUUGGAUUGGAUGUUGGAGAGAAAUACGUGGGGCUAGCCAUCAGUGAUCCCCUCAACAAAGUUGCAUCACCUCUAAGUGUUCUGGUGAGGAAGAAAUCCAAUCUUGAUUUGGUGGCUAUGGAUUUCCAGAAGCUGGUCUCUGAACUGUCCGUGGCUGGAUUUGUCGUAGGACUCCCAUUGGACAGAUAUCAGAAGUCGCGAGAUGGUAAUGAAAUGCAUCUUUUUGUGGAUGACUUAUCUAGAACAGGAAAGCUUAACAACAGUUUACCCUAUACUUAUUGGAACGAGUGUUUUUCAUCAAAGGUCAUCGAUCUUCUUAUAGAACCAUUAAAAUUGCAUCCUGUUGAAGCGAAAACCAUGCAUGACAAGUUUGCUGCAGUUACAAUCCUUCAGGGAUACCUAGAUUAUAUGAACAAAAGGCUGAAGUCCGAGGCAGCGGAAGCAAACCCUUCAGACAAUGGAAGCCUUUUCAUUUUCGUUUGGGCCAUGGGUUUCCAGUACUCCUGAGACCAUAGACUGCAUUGCAAAACAAGAAAAUUCACCACCACCUCUAUUUGUACCCUGUAGAACUAGCGUUUUAACAUUGUUAUCAAUAGAUGGACUAGAGCUCAGUACCAUGCUGAUAGGUAUUGAAUAAAUUAAUUGGGGUUUGUUUCUCUGUUUGGUUAAUGGCCCUAAUGUAGAAAUCUGGUGCCAUCUCUUAGCCGAGCUUUCUGCCUUUUGGAAGGUGACUUAAGUGUGUUGCUCGUCGUUUGUCCCAAUUUGCAGGUAGUACAUGUCGGAGGGAAUGCAGGGGAUAGCAAAAAGGAGAAAGAAGGCUUAAGCUGUCUCUUUCGAAGUUUGUCAUGCUAAUCCAUGCAUGGAAUUCUCUGGCUGGAUUCAAAUUCACUGAUUGGCAAUCCUUGUAAGGUAGUACAGAAAUUAGAAAGCUCUUCUGCAACCUUAUCUUCUGGACAUAAACGCCUUUUUUAACUCACAAAGCCAAAAGCUCCCUCAAAGUGGUGGCUUUUUUCAUGUGCACUUGAACUCAUGCACGAACCAUUACGGCUCAAUAUGGGAAUAACUCUCCUUUUCAAUAACACAAGCCAUGGACUUAUUCCGGAAAGGGGAAGCCAGCCUUACAGUUGCCCUCCUAUGGAAUAACUGAAAGUUCAUCCAACUAUGGCAUCUAUCAAGAAUUCAAGUAUUAGAUUGGACUGUCAAAAUCUAGCGAUGUUAGCUUCUUCGUUUCCGUGUGUUUUGAGGUCUCGGAAUCGAACCCAUGGAAUAACUGAAAGUUUAUCAAACCAUGCUCAUCCCUUCUAGUUCUAGUCACUAAAUAAGGUUACUUUGAGGUCUUGUUGGAUCGAGAGAAGAAAAGAGAGGUUCUCAGAGUUGAUUUUAUACCGGC
This is a messenger RNA of Linum tenue, 1727 nucleotides long. NCBI's taxonomy places the organism in Eukaryota, Viridiplantae, Streptophyta, Magnoliopsida, Malpighiales, Linaceae. The record is from the annotation of a GenBank genome assembly.